AUGUCUGGCUUAACAAGAAAGUCGUCUGAUCCACCACGGUACUUCUAUGACUUAAAUCCAGAACAACAAAAAAAUUGGAUGAAAACUACUCGUCGAAUGGAAAAAAAUGAACAACUACGAGCUGAAUAUCCACCUUUUCAUUCACCAUCAAAUUUUACAGUUCUUCAUCUUCACCAUUAUUCAUCAAUCGAAACAAUCGAAGAAUUAAUAAGGAUGGCGAAAACAACACAUAUAUAUACAAUCGACACAGAAUCACAAGUAAUAAACAAGGUAGCAAAAGGUGCCCUCGUACAAAUCCAGUUCGUUCAUUCAAUUCAUGAAUCAACAUUAGUAUUAAUUGAAAUGUUUUACUUACCAAAUCAAGAUUCAUUGUUAUUCAAGAAAAUCAAGGAACUGUGUUCAAUCAUAUUACAUGAUGAAAAUACAAAAAUUACCUGGGGAUCAUUCAAAAAUGAAUUUAAAAAUUUUUAUUCAUAUGGAUUAUUUGAAAAAGGUAAGAUUAAAAAUGCAAUAAAUUUACAGGAUCGUUUUAGUGACUGGUACAAUAAAUCUGCAAGUAUCACGCAUCCCGUAAGGGAAAGUCGUGAAAAGCAAACCAGCUGGUCCUUACAAGAUGCAAUUAAAAUAGCUUUUCAACAAUUUCUGGACAAAAAUGAAACAGUUAACAAGUGGCGUUGUGGACUGGACUUCAAACUCAGCACAUGGAAAAGAAAAUUGUUUAGUAAAAAUCAUUACAAUGCAAAUGAAGAAAAAGAAAAACGUAUUACAAUGAUACAAUAUGCUGUUGCCGACUGCACCGCCGUCACCAAACUUUAUUUUAUGAUAUAUCCAUCAGACUCAGGCAUUCAAACAAGUUAUGAAACACCAACACCAACGACAGCAUCAACAAAUAUGACAUUAAAUAUUAAUGAUUUAUCCGACAUUAGUGAAGAAGAAGAACCUAAAAUAUUAAUGCCAUAUUUCGUUAAACCAACUCAAACAUUAAUACCAAAAUUCAACGAACAAAAUUAUUUAACAAUUGAAACAACUGAAGAAGAAAUGAACGAAUUUAAUGUGCAAGAACAACAACAAGCACAAGAACAAACAACAAUAACAAAAUUAUCAAAAUCUGAAAAACAAAGAAAGAAAAAUCUGAAAUUAAAAUGGAAACAAAAAUAUCAUCCCAAUUUUCAACACAAAAUAAAAAGGCCCAUUUACUACCGAUAUGAUUACCAAAAAGUUAGGGCUCAAUUAAAAGAUGAUGAUAUUUAUACAAGCCAUCAAUUGAACAUUAAUCGACAUAAAAAAGAAGUUUUAAUUGGUUUUAAAUCUGAAACUGAACAAGAACAAGCAAGAAUUAAAAUGCCAAUUAAUUACUUCUCCAAAAAACAAUAUGAACAACGUUGGGGUUAA
Messenger RNA from Rotaria sp. Silwood1, 1392 nucleotides. NCBI's taxonomy places the organism in Eukaryota, Metazoa, Rotifera, Eurotatoria, Philodinida, Philodinidae. The record is from the annotation of a GenBank genome assembly.